GAUAAGCGACUUGCCCGCUCAGUGAACUCCGAAUGUUUUUGUCUAUGGGUUUUGAGCAGUUUUUCUAUGUGGCAACAAAUUGACAAUUCAUGUUCGAGCGCAUUUUGUUCUGCGACCGGCCGCCAUACUCAAACAAAAAGAUUGCGAUGAAAAGAUAAAUUUUAUAUUUAUUGCAAGUUGUUGAAGUGUUUUAAUUUACUAAAUGAGUUCUAAAUCAGAUGUAAAUAGAAGAGUACUCGCCAUUCAGGCGAAAAAGAAGCGUCAUAAACUAGGUAAGAAGAAGAAUCGUGAGGAGGAUCACGGCGGUGGUGGACAAGGAAACGGGCUGCGUAACCAGACCCAGAAUCGUUUAGAACCUACACAUAGCUCUUCCAAUGAGACGAUUGAAGAAGAUGAAGAUGAACAGUACGCUAGUGACGAUGAGGAACAAGAGGACAGUGCUGACUAUUGUAAGGGUGGAUACCAUCCUGUCAAAAUUGGAGACUUGUUCCUGAAUCGCUACCACGUCACUAGGAAGUUGGGAUGGGGUCACUUUUCAACAGUAUGGUUAUGUUGGGAUCUAGUUGACAAACGAUUUGUCGCAUUGAAAGUGGUGAAGUCGGCGCCCCACUUUACAGAAACAGCUCUAGACGAAAUCAAAAUACUGAAAGCAGUUCGUGACAGUGAUCCUACAGAUCCCAAACGGAAUAAAACAGUUCAGUUGUUGAACGAUUUUAAAAUAACUGGAGUGAAUGGCACUCAUGUAUGCAUGGUGUUUGAAGUGUUAGGCCACCACCUUUUGAAGCUCAUACUCAAGUCCAACUAUAGAGGAAUUCCUCGGGAAAAUGUGAAAAAUAUUAUACAUCAAGUAUUGGAGGCACUGGAUUACCUUCACACUAAAUGUAAGAUUAUUCAUACUGACAUUAAACCUGAAAAUGUCUUGGUUUGUGUUGAUGAGACUUAUAUUCGAAAAUUGGCAGCUGAAGCUACAGAACUACAUUCCCUGGGCUUAAGAUUGCCCCAUUCUUUGAUUAGUACUGCUCCUAAAGAGUUUCAAGAACAAGUGGUGACUGCUAAAAUGAGCAGAAACAAAAAGAAGAAACUCAAGAAAAAGGCUAAGCGUCAAUCUAUGCUAUUGAAGAAACAGAUGGAGCAAAUUGAGGAGAUGGAGGAACAGAAGAAGGUGGAGCCUAAUAGUGAAUCUGCUCCUAUGUCUCAAGACAUUGAUGACUCUCCACAGACCCCUGAGGAGGCCAGUGUGAUUGAGACCACUCGCUCUGAGAAUGACACCACAAUAAAUGGAUGCAGUGGUCUGCAGAGACCAGAUGAUGAGGCAUUUGAUACUGAUGCUGAGGCGGUGCAGGUGAGGAAUAAACAAUAUGGUUGUGGUGAUGAUGCUGGCACUCCAAUGUCUGAAGGAGAAAUGACUGACACACCUCCCUCUUUUAACUCUCAAUCUACUAAAGGUAAAACAAUGGAGAAAAAACCUGAUCCUGCAUUUGAGGUGUGUGAUUUGGAAGUUAAGAUAGCAGACCUUGGCAACGCAUGCUGGGUUCAUCGACACUUCACUGAAGACAUCCAAACAAGGCAGUAUCGAUCUCUUGAGGUUUUACUGAGUGCUGGAUAUGGGACCUCUGCUGACAUAUGGAGUACAGCUUGUAUGGCAUUUGAGCUGGCCACUGGAGAUUACCUAUUCGAGCCUCAUUCUGGUGAUGGCUACAGUAGAGAUGAAGAUCAUUUAGCACAUAUUAUAGAAUUGCUUGGAGACAUUCCCAAGAGAAUUGCAGCAUCUGGGAAGUAUUCCAAAGUAUUUUUCAACAAGAAAGGUGAACUGAGGAAUAUAACAGGUUUAAAACCUUGGGACUUAGUUUCAGUACUCACUGAAAAAUAUGAGUGGAGUCAGAAAGAUGCAGAAGAAUUUGCUGACUUCCUGAAACCCAUGCUUGAUUUUGAUCCUAAUCGCCGUGCCACUGCAUACGAGUGCCUUCAGCACCCGUGGUUGAAAAUAGUGAAGCCUGAAGAAAAGGAAUCUGAGGAAUAAUGUACAUGCUCUCUUUCUGAGUGAAUGUUCAUUCAUUCAUAAAAAUUAGUAGUGUCCACAUACAAAGAAUUUCAGUGUUUACAUUUUAAUCAAAGUUUAUUUAUGGAUUUGUUUGUGAAUAAUUUAAUUUGUAUCUAGAUUGUUUUGUUAGCAAUCUUUGAUUGGAAAAUAAAUUGUGUGCAACUACUGGGAUAAUGUCAAUACACAAGUAACAAAAAGUAGUGGCAGAGUAUAAGAUACACUUGCUGCUCAUAAGUUCAUAACUUCUUAUUGGUCAAACACUAGAAAUUGGCAUAAACAUAAGACAUCAUAAAUUAUCCGAUUGUACAGAUAGCUUUAGGAAAAAUUGUGAUGUAUGACAUGUAGACAAUAUAGGUUUUGUCACAUAAAUCUUUUAGGAAUUUAUUAGUUGACAUAGCUUGGCACAUAAACCAUCUAGAAGUGAGAACCUAAUAUGUAAAGUCAUGCAUGUAAACUGUAGCCAUUUGGGUAGUAUUUUCACAUAGUUUAAGUUUGUGUUUUAUCACUAUCACAAUAAAAAUCUCAUAAUGUAAACUUUAGGAAUAAGACAGUAUUUGUAAUGCCACACCUCCGAGACUGCCUUUUUAUAAUCAAUGAGUCAUCUAAAUUUAACAAUGGCUGGAGUCCACUGUCAUUGGAGGCAGUUUAUAUACAGUGUCCUCAACCAGCUGAUAGUUAUAUUAUUUAUCAUAGAUCCCAAUUUACAUGACCAUUUGUAUUAAUUAUAUCUGCAAAUUUACAUGAAUAAAAUGUCAAAACGAGCUUGUUA
Messenger RNA from Plodia interpunctella (Indianmeal moth), 2810 nucleotides. RefSeq names its product SR Protein Kinase (gene SRPK). Gene Ontology annotation, cellular component: nucleus; cytoplasm. NCBI's taxonomy places the organism in Eukaryota, Metazoa, Arthropoda, Insecta, Lepidoptera, Pyralidae. The coding region runs from base 203 to 2020 and encodes 605 amino acids. The transcript has a single exon. Gene Ontology annotation, biological process: regulation of mRNA processing; peptidyl-serine phosphorylation; spliceosomal complex assembly. Gene Ontology annotation, molecular function: protein serine/threonine kinase activity; ATP binding. The record is from RefSeq and is a predicted model, not a curated record.